This is a messenger RNA of Triticum aestivum (bread wheat), 1254 nucleotides long. RefSeq names its product ADP-ribosylation factor. The transcript has 7 exons. Bases 224 to 808 code for a protein of 194 amino acids. NCBI's taxonomy places the organism in Eukaryota, Viridiplantae, Streptophyta, Magnoliopsida, Poales, Poaceae. The record is from RefSeq and is a predicted model, not a curated record. Gene Ontology annotation, molecular function: GTPase activity; GTP binding.
UAACCUCGCCGUGAAGGAGUCGGGCCUUGAAUGUUCCACCACAACAACAGCAGAACCACCGAGCAAAGCAUAGACAAGUAUCCUGUUCCUAAUCUUUGUGUGCGCCUACUUUCUUCCUCUUCCUCCUCCCGAAGCUCCCAUACCAACCCGACCUCUGGACUCGACCCCCGCGGGGAGCAACAGUUGUCCAAGAAUCCAUUCCACCCACUGCAGAAGCAAGAAGAUGGGGCAGGCGCUGCGCAGGCUCUUCGACUCCUUCUUCUCCACCAAGGAGAUGAGGGUUGUGAUGCUUGGUUUGGAUUCAGCUGGCAAAACAACAAUCUUGUAUAGGCUGCACCUGGGGGAGGUUCUUCAAACUGUGCCUACAGUAGGUUUUAACGUCGAGAAAGUUCAGUACAAGAAUGUGGCAUUUACCGUGUGGGAUGUUGGUGGACAAGAAAAGCUCAGACAAUUAUGGAGGAUGUAUCUCAGCAAUUCUGAUGCACUGAUCUAUGUUGUUGAUUCUUUGGACAGAGAAAGGAUCGAAGAUGCCAGACAAGAAUUCCAGAGCAUUAUCAAGGACCCUUUGAUGGCAAACAGCAUAAUCUUGGUAUUAGCAAACAAACAGGACUUGAAAGGUUCAAUGAGCCCGGAGGAGGUCAUUGAAGGGCUGGGCCUGCAUGAUCUCAAGAACAGGAUAUGGCACAUACAGGGGACGUGCGCGCUCCGCGGCGAGGGCCUCUAUGACGGGCUCGAUUGGCUGGCGUCCACCCUGAAGCAGCUGCAGGAGACGGGUCAUGCUACUUCAAUUGCUGGACCUUCUAUCUAGCUUCUUCACAGACAGAGAAAAGAGACCUCACCUCAACUGCCCGAUGAUCCUCGCCUGACGCAAUGGCCAUCCAUCCGACCGUCGAUCUGUUCAUCUGACAAGAGCAUGCCCCCAUGGUGCGCCUGUUCUGACCCGUGUGUGGCGGCCGCCCAUAUGGGGCUCGUCUGGCAGGAACUUAUGCAGUGUAUAACAGAUGGGUGAACGAUAAACAGCACCUGGCAUGGGAUUGUUGUAUCUUGUAUUUGUGUAUACCUGAGAGGGGCCGCUUGGGGCACACGAUUGCUUUGCUCGAUUGCAUACUGAUGAAAGGAAGAGGAGACGGUUUGGUUAUAGUGUGCUGAAUGCUUUGUCUGCAGCUCGCAGCUUCAGUGAUUGCAUUUGUAAGCUUGAGAAUACUACUUCCUCCGUUCCUAAAUAUAAGUCUUCGUAGAGAUUCGAAUAUGGAA